AUGUUGGGUGAGCCGGCGGCAAAGAAAGUGGCUCAAGUGCCACUCUCAGAUCACACUAUACAUCGACGUAUUGAAGAUCUGGCUCAUGAUAUGGAAGAUCAGUUAAUAGAACAGAUUAAAACAUCUAAGUAUUUUGCGUUGCAGUUGGACGAAUCUACGGAUGUUGCCAAUUUGGCAAUUCUUAUGGUGUAUGUGCGAUUUCAAUAUAAAGACGACUUAAAGGAAGAGUAUUUCUUUUCUAGUUCCCUACCAACAAAUACCACUAGCUCUGAAGUAUUCAAGGCACUGAGAGAGUACAUCGUUGACAAAUGUGAGUUGGAUUUCAAAUUCUGUGUUGGUGUAUGUUCGGAUGGAGCUGCGGCCAUGACUGGGCGGCGUUCUGGAGUAGUUACACAAAUUAAGGCGUUAGCACCAGAAUGCAAGUCAACGCAUUGUUUUAUUCACCGUGAGAGUCUCGCCACCAAGAAAAUGUCCACAGAACUGAAUAGUGUUCUCAGCGAAGUUGUUAAAAUUGUUAACCACGUGAAGGCGAACGCUUUAAAUUCAAGACUGUUUGCUGCACUGUGCGAUGGUAUGGGGGCUGAACCCAAACAGCUCCUAUUGCAUACCGAUGCAUCUGUGCAUCGACCACGCCACAAUGUUGGCGCAAGUUCAGCCGCAAGACGUUAUGGCCAGCCAAAAGGACAUGGAGCCGCCACAACAACAGCUGGUGGUGGUCAUCAACAACACCAAAGCUAUCAUCAGUAUCAGCAACAGCGUAAAUUACAACAACAACUGCAACAACAACACUACCAGCAGCAGCAACAACAAUCAAUCGGCAAUGAGAAUUCGAGUGCCGCACAAAAAUUAGCCAAAACGAGUCGCAAUUGGAAUGAACAACAACAACAGCAGCAACAAAUACUGCGGCAACAAGCACAGGCACCGGCACAGUAUCAGCAACAGCAAUCGCAUACAAAUACUGGCGACACUGCAGCGAAGCAAUCAAUUGCGGUGGUGGGAAUGCCGCAAUCAUUGGUGGCUGGUGGCCAUGCUGCUGGACAUGGCAGGCCGGCAAUGCAACAAAUCAAUGCGAAUAUAGAGCUACAACGCGAUUUGUCGCCAGCUAAGACGAGUCGUAUACCAUUGCAGCAGCAACAGCAACAACAAACAAAUUUUAAUCAAAUAUCGAAAACCGCUACAAAUCUAUUGAACGACAUUUACGAGCAUCAUCUGCUAAGUCAGACGACAUUUCAAGUGGACGGUACACAGGAGAGGCAACAGCAGCGGCCGAACUGGCAACAAAAGCAGCAACUGCAGCAGCAGCGUUUCCUAGCAGCGCGUCAGGUGGGCCAGGAAGUAGAGCUCAAUUUCGCCAGCUCUUCGAGUCAGCAACAACGUAGUCAGCCGCAACAAAAUCAAUCUCAGCAGCGUACACAGCAAUGGCCACGCCACUUUCGCUCUGCUGCCAAUCAACAGCAGCAGCCAUUUGACUCCUCACACGAAGAUGUUGACAGAUUGUCGUCGGCGGCAACUUUUGUACCCAUACAUGGUGGGCCCAACCAGCAGCAUGUUGCACAAAAGCCAGUGCACUUUUUGAAGUUGCCGCCACCACCACCGCCGCCGCCUGCGCCACCAACCAACCAACCUGGUGUCAAGCAGGAAUCCAUACAUUCCACAGAGUUGGGAGGCUACUUAUCCUAUCAGCAACAUUUCCAAUUCUCCGAUGCCUACGUAGAACCAGUGGAUAGCAGGCAACAUUUUCUGCUGCAGAGCGAUGCAGCUGCGAACCCACCACCACCGCCUGCGCCACUCAAUCACGUCUAUGAGACAAUUAAGGAGCGGCCACCGUUGCCGCCACCUAAAAAUCUUAGAAAAUCUGGUGCAGAAGAUGUAGCACCCCCAUUGCCACCCUCGAGACAGCUGAAAAAGCGUUUGCUUGCCGCAAAAGCGGGUGGUAAUAAGCGAGCAGCAACAGCUACAACGAAUAAUAGUCACAGCAAACUGGAUGCUGGUCAGUUGGGUGGUAAGCUCAAUAGCAAGCUGCUGCCUAUGCAACCGCCAGCAUAUGUGGCGCCACCAGCUGCGGCUACAAAGCAAGUAAUCCAACAGCAACAACAACAACAACAACAGCAGCAUCAAUAUAACCCGCAACAGCGCACGAAAGCGGAUGGCGAGCAACGUCCUUACCUCUAUCAGCAGUUGCGCGAACGACAGCAGCAACAACAACAACAGCAGCAAUCGCGUUCAGAACACAUACAAGUGCGCGAGCAUCCUUUGGGCGCGCAUGCCGACCAGCACGGUGCACAGCAACAGCAACAACAAAAGACUCAGAAGGCUGCUGAAAUUAUGAUAACCCAACCCGCAGUGGCAUUAACCACCACAAAGGCAACGAUACAUGCCACAGCAGCCACAGUAUCCACACAGGUGUUGUCCUCUUCUACAACUUCCAAUUCCCAGCCCACCACUUGCGGCAUCUCCGCCAUUGAUGUUUCUGAUAGCUCUGUGGAAUUGUUGUUACAAGCCGGCUUACUGAAAUCGUCGCAUGCCACCUCAUUAACGGCAAUGCACAGCAACAGUGGCAUCAACAAAAGUGCGCAUGCAACUAAUAAUAAUAAUGCCAAACACAAUGGCGGCAAUGCCAACAACAACAAUUUGCCCACUACUAGCCAUCACCAACGACCCACUGCUUUGCCCAUCGUUUUCGAGGAGGACACCGGCGAAUUUCAGGAUGUUUUGGUGCUCGAGGAGGACGGCACCGCCAAACUGCCAUACCGGCACGGCAAGAUCGAGGUGCGAUUUGAAACGGCGCAGGCGAUGGCCGCAGCUGCUUAUUAUGCCAGAAUAAAAUCAAAAAAUGACUCAACUCGAGAGUUUAUGUUCGAGCUUCUCUAUCACGAUUUGGCUCAGAGCAAUGAUAAUUUCGGCCAACCGAGCUCUCACCUCGGAUAG
Messenger RNA from Rhagoletis pomonella (apple maggot), 2928 nucleotides. Its product is annotated as transcription factor 20-like. NCBI's taxonomy places the organism in Eukaryota, Metazoa, Arthropoda, Insecta, Diptera, Tephritidae. The transcript has 3 exons. Bases 1 to 2928 code for a protein of 975 amino acids. The record is from RefSeq and is a predicted model, not a curated record.